Puccinia triticina is the source of this 1530-nucleotide messenger RNA. RefSeq lists its product as uncharacterized. Bases 1 to 1530 code for a protein of 509 amino acids. Lineage: Eukaryota; Fungi; Basidiomycota; Pucciniomycetes; Pucciniales; Pucciniaceae. The transcript has a single exon. The record is from RefSeq and is a predicted model, not a curated record.
AUGGAUUCUCCAAGCCAGUCUUCGUUUGUGCCAUCCUUGAAACAAUCCUACUGCGAACCAUCCACUAGUCGGAAGAGAGUCGCGAGCAGCUCACCAGACUUAUUCGAUUCUUCAUCCGAGGAGAUCGAUGAGUGGCGACGAUCCUCGAUAGCGUGGAAAAAGUCUCAUGAUCAGAAAGUAGCUCAGUGUCUUGCGCGAAACCGGCUUCCUAUUGGACCAGUUGAAAAAUACUUGAGCUUAACCUCGCCCAUUCUCAUACCAGACCAGACCAGAUCAGAUAGUGCCCAACAAAUUUCCCCUCCCGUAGUGCCAGCCCCUCAUGCAACUAGAAGUGGGGUUGAACCUACUAGGGAGCACCCCCAAAUGGAUUCGGUAGAUCUGAAUGGGCCUUCAUCGCCUACUUCACCUCAAAGUCACAACAAGACGCGUUCGGGACGAAUACUGCUCGCACCAGAGACACCAGGUUUAUCCCUCGCACUAAAAACAAAAAGUGUAUUACUUGCACCAGAGACUCCGGCAUCUUCCUCAAGCAUCUUCCAAUUCAAGAAGGCCCCUACUCAUACCCGGUCUCCCGGAAUACGUUCUACCCCUGGGAUAUCUGAUGAGCCCAAGCAAUCAACUCCUCAUGAACAAAACAAGCAAUCAACUUCUUGUGAACAAACCAAGCAAUCAACUUCUCGUGAAAAAACCAAGCAAUCAACUUCUCAUGACGUUGUAAACCUGGUAGAUCGCAGCUCAUCAGUUCGCGAAAGGUGGAGUAAUUUCGGGCGCGUUUCAAGUCGGUCGGAAGCUUUCGACAGUUCUGGCUUACAUCGCACGACGAGUGAAACGAGUAGUGCAAGUAUCAAGAUGAAAACUACCAAGCGUUCCCGGCGAGAGUCUCAAGUCAAAGAAAUCGAUACAUUGGAUGCAUACGACAAAUUAACGGCUAAGGAGCGAUCGGCUCGAUUUCCGAGAGUUGAAAUGUGGGCAGACUUCCUUGCCCACUCGAAUAGGAUAUCUUCGAAAAGGAGUAAAGCCAAAGUUUUCAUGAAUCGAUGUCGUAUUUAUUAUCUCAUCGAUCCUUCAGUUCAACAUAAUCUGGACGAUGCUGAUCGAAUGAGGAUGCGGAGGCUCUUUGAAGCUGGUGCUCAAAUUCAACCAGAGUUACGAUCAAAACAAGUCACUCACAUUAUUGUUCGAAAUGACACAUCCUGGAAUUCUUGUCUCCGUGCAAUCAGAAGUGUGGUAUCUGACCCUUCAGAAAGACAAACCAUCAAAGAAAUGUGUCUGGCCUCUUUGGAAAAAACACCGGGCGACGAGUUGAUUUGGAUUAUGGAUUUUAAAUGGGUCACCAGCUGUCUGUCUUAUGGCGCGGUACCUGUUGAAAAAUAUACGUGCAUUCGACCUCGUGCCUCGAAAGUCCUGCAGCCACCAAAACCUCUGCCAAUGACUUCCGCUGGAUCUCAAGAUUACAAUCGCUCUACGGAAUCAGAAGAACACAAUAUCGACUCGGACGAUGAAAUUGAAACUUCCAUAUCCUUAAGAUAA